AUGCUCGCGAAAACCUUGAUCGCCGCAUGUGUCGGCUUGCUGGGCAGCGCCCAAGCUUUUUGGCGCAUGGAGUGCCCUGGCCGAGUUGGUCUUGCUCGAAUCGACCCGAUUGUUAACCCGGGCGAGGUCUCGAAACACGUUCACGCGAUUCACGGUUCCAAUGGUAUCGGGAUGACGGCCGAUUCCGCGUCACUCAUGGCUGGAGACUGCACUUCGUGCCGUGUCACUCAGGACAUGUCUGCUUACUGGCACCCUGCUGUGUAUUUCAAAGAUGCGAGCACAGGUCAGUUCGAGGUAGUAAACCAGACUGGUGGCAUGUUGGCCUACUAUCUCCUCAACGCAGAGAACAUUACCGGAUACCCUGCCAACUUUCGUAUGCUGAGUGGUACUACCUCGCGGCGUACUUACACGGCUGGUGACCCAAGUCUGGCUGACCCCGCCCAGUCUCUGUGGAAAUCCCUCGGCCAGACUACCCAGGAAGACCUCGAGCAGAGAGCCCUUGGGUUCAACUGCCUCAACUACGACAGGGCUGCUGAAGGCACCCUCUACCGCCACUACAUGCCAGACAAGGCUUACCUUGAUGCAAACUGCAAGAAUGGAUUGAGGCUCGAGAUCAUGUUCCCAUCAUGCUGGGAUGGUGUAAACACGGACUCUGGUAACAGCAAGGACCAUGUUGCCUAUCCUGACCUCGUGAUGAAUGGUAACUGUCCCGACACCCAUCCUGUCCGUCUCCCUGGCCUGUUGUAUGAGGUCAUCUGGGAAACUCAGGCUUUGGUUGGCCGUGACGGAAUUUUUGUCUUGUCCAAUGGCGAUCCUUCUGGCUUCGGCUACCAUGCUGACUUUAUAAUGGGAUGGGAGCCUAAUUUCCUACAGGAUGCCAUUGAGACCUGCACCAACGCGUCUGGGAAGAUUGAAGACUGCCCACUCUUCAAUAUCGUGGACGAGGCCACGGCUAGGGAGUGUAAGAUGAAGACGCCCUCACUCUUGAGUUCGGAGAACGUCAACGGUCCUGUUAGCUCAUUGCCCGGAAACGUCGAGAUCACUUAUGGGGAUGGUUCGUCGGACGGCGAUGAAGACAGCAAACCUUCAAAGACCACUCCCGCUCUGACUUAUGCCCCAGGGCAGACCCCUUCAGACGCUGCUUCGCCGCUACCUGGUCAAGUGUUCAAGGAAACCUCGGUUUAUGUGGCUCCGGCUCCGACCACAACCAGUAGCAGCUCCAGCCCGACUAGCACGAGCACGACUAGCACGAGCAGCUCCUCGACUACUACCUCAAGUAGUCAGGUGGUCAUCAGCUCCUCGGCUACCUCAAGCAGUGCCGAGGUCUUCGUUGAACAGACAUCUAUCCCUGUUCCCACGACCUCAGCUCCCAACCCAGUGAAUCCCAAUGCCAACUACGUGUCUACCCAGUACAUCACGAAUGGCAACAUUGUCACAAAGAUCUUGUAUGAGGAGGAGCUCAUCUGGGUCACGGAGCGAAUCGAGGCAACCGGUACUGUCACUGUGACUGGUACCGCCCCCCCUACAUCAUUACCUGAAGGAAGCGUUCAGCGAAAGAAACGCGCAGCCCAUAUGCAUGCUCAUGCUCAUGGGUAUAGGUACUAG
Molecule: messenger RNA, 1605 nt
Organism: Clonostachys solani
Lineage: Eukaryota; Fungi; Ascomycota; Sordariomycetes; Hypocreales; Bionectriaceae
Source: the annotation of a GenBank genome assembly